GAGAAGCAGCGGAGGGGAGGGGACAGUCCAUGAGCGGAGAUCUGUGGGGGCGAUUGCUGGCUCCGGGCUGCUCCAGCAGUGGGCACUAACUUGUCCGCUCGGCCGUGCACCAUGGCGGCAGCUGUGGAAGUGAACGGGAGCACGAGUUGCAGCGGUAGCAGCGACACUUCCAGUACUGGAGAGGAGGAGAGAAUGAGGCGCUUGUUUCAGACGUGCGACGGGGACGGGGACGGGUACAUUAGCAGAAACGAUUUAAUGAUGGUGUGUCGCCAGCUUAACAUGGAGGGAUCUGUUGCUGAGAUCAUGCUCCAGCUUGGGGCAGAUGAAAGUGGGAAGAUUUCUUUCCAAGAUUUCAUUCGUUGUCGCAUGCAGCUCGUGCGGGAAAUCCAGAAGGAGGAAGUGGAUCUAUCCGAUGAUUCCUGCAAAAAUAAAAAACUCCGGGGCAGGAUCACUUCAUGGCCAACUGGAAGUGAAAACAGCAUAGGGGCUUUAUCUGGGGCAAGGGAGAGCUGGGAAUAUGACUCUGGAGCACGGGAUCUUCAGAGUCCUGACCCACAGAACCAUUCAAUCAUGCAGAAAUUUAUGGAAUUUGGAAGCAAAUCUACAACUCAAGCAGCACUGCAAAGACUUCUUUCUCAAACUUCCAGUUCCAGCAAUAACAUGGGGGGAAGCUAUCUAGAACUUGCCAACACACUCCAUUUAGCAGCCCUGGCUUCUUUAAGGGGAGACAUAGUGGAGCUAAACAAGCGCCUUCAGCUGACGGAGCGUGAGAGAGAUAUGCUAGAGAAGAAGCUUGCCAAAUCACAGUGUGAGCAGGCACACUUCAUGAGGGAACAUGAAGAUGUUCAGGAGAGGACAACAUUACGUUAUGAGGAGCGAAUAACAGAGCUACACAGCAUUAUAGCUGAACUAAAUAAAAAGAUUGAUCGACUUCAAGGGACAACCAUAAGGGAGGAGGAUGAAUAUUCCGAGCUACGGUCAGAACACAGUCACAGCCAACUUGAAACCAAUGACGACUCACGCAGUAUGGACCAAGACCAAACCUCAGUGUCAGUUCAAGAAAAUCAGUCCACUAUGGUUUCUGUAGAUAUGGACACAUGCAGUGACCUGAACUCUGAGCUCCAGCGGGUGCUAACGGGCCUGGAGAACGUUGUAUGUGGGAGAAAGAAGAGUAGCUGCAACUUGUCUGUCGCAGAUGUGGACCGACACAUUGAACAGCUCACCUCUGCCAGCGAACACUGUGACCUCGCCAUCAAGACCGUAGAAGAGAUAGAAGGAGUUCUGGGACGGGAUUUGUACCCUAACAUUGCAGAGGAAAGAUCACGUUGGGAGAAAGAGCUGGCAGGCCUCCGAGAAGAGAAUGAGAGCCUCACGGCAAUGCUGUGCAGCAAAGAGGAAGAUUUCAACAGGACCAAAGCUACAAUGAAUGCUAUUCGUGAAGAGAGGGAUAGGCUACGCAGGAGGGUGCGUGAAUUACAGACUAGAUUGCAGAGCAUUCAGGCAAUUGGUCCCUCUAGCCCUGGGCGCCUCACAUCAGCGAGCCGACCGGUCAACCCCAGCACUGGAGAACUAAGCACGAGCAGCAGCAGCAAUGACAUUCCCAUCGCCAAGAUUGCUGAGCGGGUGAAGCUAUCAAAGACAAGGUCAGAAUCAUCUUCAUCAGAGAGGCCUGUGCUGGGUUCAGAAAUCAGCAGCAUUGGGGUAUCCAGCAGCGUGGCAGAACAUUUAGCACACUCACUGCAAGACUGCUCCAACAUCCAGGAGAUCUUCCAAACCCUAUACUCUCAUGGCUCUGCCAUCUCAGAGAGCAAGAUCAGAGAAUUUGAGGUGGAGACAGAGAGGCUGAAUAGCCGAAUUGAGCACUUAAAAUCCCAGAAUGAUUUGUUGACAAUAACUCUGGAGGAGUGUAAGAGCAAUGCUGAGAGAAUGAGCAUGCUGGUGGGAAAAUAUGAAUCCAAUGCAACGGCCCUCAGGCUAGCACUGCAGUACAGCGAGCAAUGUAUAGAGGCAUAUGAACUGCUGCUGGCCCUUGCAGAGAGUGAGCAAUCCCUUAUCCUUGGCCAGUUCCGAGUGGCAGGAGUCGGAUCCAUAGCUGAGCAGUCAGGGGAUGAGAACGUGACCCAGAUGCUGAAGCGGGCGCACGACUGCAGGAAGACAGCAGAGAAUGCAGCUAAGGCCUUACUUAUAAAGCUGGACGGCAGCUGUGGAGGAGCUUUUGCUGUGACUGGUUGUAGUGUGCAGCCCUGGGAGAGUUUGUCGUCCAACAGUCACACAAGUACUACAAGCUCAACAGCGAGCAGUUGUGACACAGAAUUUAGUAAAGAAGACGAGCAGAGGCUGAAAGAUUACAUUCAGCAGCUGAAGAACGAUCGAGCGGCCGUCAAACUCACCAUGUUGGAACUGGAGAGCAUACACAUAGAUCCUUUAAGUUAUGAUGUUAAGCCACGAGGCGACAGUCAGAGACUCGACCUGGAGAAUGCUGUCUUAAUGCAAGAGCUUAUGGCCAUGAAGGAGGAAAUGGCUGAGCUAAAAGCACAGUUGUACCUGCUGGAGAAAGAGAAGAAAGCUCUAGAGCUGAAGCUUAGCACGCGAGAUGCUCAGGAACAGGCAUAUCUGGUACACAUUGAGCACCUCAAGUCAGAAGUGGAGGAGCAAAAAGAGCAACAAAUGAGAUCUCUCAGCUCCACCAGCAGCAGCAGCAAGGACAAGCUGGGAAAGGAUUCCACAGAGGGUUCUGCCUUGUCUUUGUCAGAGUUGAGGACAUACAAUGAAAGUGAACUUGCUACAGAGCUCACAAGUGCACUCAGAAGGGAGAAGAAACUGAAGUCCCGGGCUCAGGAGUUGGUGAGCGCUUUAGAGAGACUCACAAAGAGCAGUGAGAUCAGACAUCAGCAGUCGGCAGAGUUUGUCAAUGACUUGAAGAGAGCCAACAGCAACCUGGUGGCAGCCUAUGAGAAGGCCAAGAAAAAGCAUCAGAAUAAACUGAAGAAACUGGAAUCUCAGAUGAUGGCGAUGGUGGAGCGUCACGAGACGCAAGUGCGAAUGCUCAAGCAGAGAAUCGCUUUACUGGAAGAGGAGAACUCCAGACCUCACACCAACGAGACCUCACUGUGAACCUGACACACAAUCUAUGUGCCAUUACAAGUCUAUGUGGGACACACACUGCUACACAGAGCGACGGUUAAUUGCCUUUAUUUAAAGGUUUUAUCUGGAGGAAAGUGCAGAAGCAGCGGCCGUAUGGUGACUGUAUAUAGACAUUCUCCUCUGUAUGAAACUCAGACGUCUCUAUGUAAAGACUUCACCUCAUAACCAAAGUCAUUGUAGUCCAUCAGUGAGAAGGACUGGCUCAGACUCCUGCUUUGUGCUUAUCUGACUCCUCCUGUUUGUUAGACACUGGUAUGUGCCAAACUAUGUCACCCCCGUGCAGAUGGAAUGGCCCUGCUGUGCAUAAGGCUCUGGGGGUCAGACGGGGUCCCACAUCAGAGACUUUCAUUGCUCUAAAGCGAAGAUGCACCUUCAUUUUGUUUCACUUUAACAUUGAACUUUCAUUAUAGCUGUGAGGACAUUGUUGUCUUGGGAUCAUUACCAGCAAAUGUUUGUGGCUUGUCCCACCUUUGUACAGCAGUGUCCACCUUGAAGCUCUCUAGCAGUUGUUGUACUACAACUCCCAGCAUCAUCCAUGAGUCUAAAAAAACUGGAUGGACACCUCUGUAUAACCUCUAGUGAUCCAGUCUGCCUUCUUAGCCGUGUCAGGCGGCCAUAUUGGAGGCUGUUUUACAAACAUAAUGGCACAAAUGCAUUUUCCAGGAGCAACCAAUCAGCAAUUCCUUUUUAGUCUCCCACAAUGUUAGAUAAAGAAAUCAAAUAUUGGCUGAAACCCAAAAGAAAUAAGUGAAAUCCCUGAUUGGUUGAUAUUGGCAAAUGCACUGGAAUUUAGCGCCAAUGUUUUUAAAUAAGCCCCUGUGCCCCUCGGCUGUAUCUGACACACCGUGUAACACUUUACUGCCCUCUUCACAUCACUGUGAGUAGAAUCACUUGGAUUCCUGUACCUGGAAGCUGCCAUAUUGUAUUCAUAGUAUAUUUCUUUUUCUUAAUGACAUUGAUGUUGUUCUGUGUCACAUUAAUACCCAUUAGGAGGGUCCCAUGAUGCCAAUCUAUGUGCAAUACUGCCAUGUUAUAUGUGAUAGGCCAGUCAUUGUUAUAGACAUACAAAGCGCUUCUACCAA
Molecule: messenger RNA, 4226 nt
Organism: Xenopus laevis (African clawed frog)
Lineage: Eukaryota; Metazoa; Chordata; Amphibia; Anura; Pipidae
Gene: mcc.L
Product: colorectal mutant cancer protein
Exons: 19
Coding region: 112-3114 (1000 amino acids)
Source: RefSeq, a predicted model, not a curated record